Molecule: messenger RNA, 1428 nt
Organism: Lodderomyces parapsilosis
Lineage: Eukaryota; Fungi; Ascomycota; Pichiomycetes; Serinales; Debaryomycetaceae
Exons: 1
Coding region: 1-1428 (475 amino acids)
Molecular function (GO): mRNA binding
Source: RefSeq, a predicted model, not a curated record
AUGGCUAAGUCGGUAAAAGAUAAGAAGGUUGAUAAGAAAGUUGCUAGCAAGAAGGAUGCUAAGGUGACCAAGCCUGAGAAGAAGGUAGAAAAGAAAAAGAGCAAGAAGGAAGAAAGCUCAUCUGAAGAAGAAGACGAAGAAGAAGAUGAAAGUUCAUCGAGCUCAUCUAGUUCAGACUCAGAAUCGGAUUCAAGCUCCAGCUCUAGUUCUAGCUCAUCAUCAAGUGAAUCAUCAAGUGAUGAGUCUUCAUCCGAUGAAGAAGAGGAAAAAGAAGAGGCCAAAGAGGAAGUUAAAGUAACUAAGAAGGAAAAGAGAUCUGACUCCAGCUCCUCUUCCUCCUCCUCAAGCUCAUCCAGCUCCGAAAGUGAGGACGAAGAAGAAGAAGAAGAGGUUGAGGAAAAAGUUGAAGUAAAAAAAGCUUCAUCGUCAAGCUCAUCAAGCCUGAGUUCAGAGUCGGAUUCCGAUUCAGACAGCUCUAGCUCAUCAAGCUCAUCUUCAUCUUCAUCAUCAUCAUCAUCAUCAUCAUCAUCUGAAUCCGACUCAAGUUCUGAUUCCGACUCCGACUCUGACUCCGACUCCGAAGAAGAAGUCAAAGAAACACCAAAAAAGCGUAAGAUUGAAGAAUUGGAAUCUACAACUACACCAGACUACAAGAAAGCUAAGUCCGAAUCAACCACAACUACUGCAACUGACGAAGAGCCAGCUACCGUCUUUGCUGGUAGGUUAUCGUGGAACAUUGAUGAUGAUUGGUUAAAGAGAGAAUUCGAACAUCUUGAAGGUGUGAUUGGUGCCAGAGUCAUUAUGGAAAGAGCCACUGGAAAGUCAAGAGGUUAUGGAUAUGUUGACUUCACUUCUAAAGCAGCUGCUGAAAAGGCUAUCGAGGAAAUGCAAGGUAGAGAAAUUGAUGGUAGACCAAUCAAUUUGGAUUUGUCCACAGGUAGACCCCAUGCCACUAAACCAAACAACGACCGUGCCAAACAAUUUGGUGACCAACAAUCUCCACCAUCCGAUACUUUAUUCAUUGGUAACUUAUCAUUCAAUGCUAAUAGAGAUAAAUUGUUUGAGAUUUUCGGUGAGUAUGGUAAUGUUAUUUCAUGUAGAUUACCAACACAUCCAGAUACUCAACAACCAAAAGGUUUCGGUUAUGUGCAAUUUGGUUCUGUUGAUGAAGCUAAAGCUGCUUUAGAAGCUUUGAAUGGUGAAUACUUGGAAGGAAGACCAUGCAGGUUGGAUUUCUCCGCUCCAAGAGAUAACAAUAAUGGAGGUGGAUUUGGUGGUGGUAACCGUGGAGGUCGUGGUGGAUUCGGCGGUGGUCGUGGUGGUGGUCGUGGUGGAUUUGGUGGUAGAGAAAGAUCAGCUACACCAAGUGGAACACCAAGAAAAUCACCAGCUACUGAAUUCAAGGGAACUAAAAAGACCUUUGAUUAG